Molecule: messenger RNA, 4377 nt
Organism: Danio rerio (zebrafish)
Lineage: Eukaryota; Metazoa; Chordata; Actinopteri; Cypriniformes; Danionidae
Source: RefSeq, a predicted model, not a curated record
UGCUUUUUUAGUUAAUGAAUAGUCAUGAAGCCAGAAAGAGGGAGGGGCUAGAGAUUUGUUGUUGGCUGCAUCUGGAAGCUGACAGGGCAAGCAGAACUGGCGGAAAAUCAGAAAAUCAGUUUCUUGUACUGGAGUUGUUGUGAGAAGUUGGUUUCAUUCAGAGCAUCUGAAGCGAAGGGGUGAGACGUGAAGGACUGAGAAUUGCACAAGUCACCUGUAUUUUCGGGGAGGUCACAUGACCAGACCGGUGGGAGAAUCUCCCCUGUCUUUUGCCUGCCUUGCGGGAUCGCUACAAUGCUGUGUGUCGGUGACCUGCCUCAUUACUACAGCACGUCUCAGUACAGCCUACUGAGCAGCAGUAUGGACCAAGGUUUGGGGAACAGAGCAGCGUCUACCAGUCCCUACAGCUCAGAGACCACCUCCAACGUGCCAACGCCGUCGCCGUACUCGCAGCCAAACUCAACCUUCGAGGCCAUGUCUCCAGCCCCGGCCAUCCCUUCCAAUACAGACUACCCCGGGCCGCACAACUUCGAGGUCACUUUCCAGCAGUCCAGCACCGCCAAGUCAGCCACCUGGACGUACUCUCCAUUGCUCAAGAAAUUAUACUGUCAGAUUGCAAAGACUUGUCCGAUUCAGAUCAAACUGGCAUCUUCACCCCCGAACGGCAGUGUGAUCCGAGCCAUGCCCAUCUACAAGAAGGCUGAGCACGUCACAGAGGUGGUCAAACGUUGCCCGAAUCACGAACUCGGACGGGACUUCAACGAAAGUCAGACGGCUCCUGCCAGUCAUUUGAUAAGAGUAGAGGGCAAUAAUCUGUGUCAGUAUGUGGACGACCCAGUAACAGGUCGACAGAGUGUUCUGGUCCCGUAUGAGUCUCCACAGGUGGGCACAGAGUUCACGACCAUUCUGUAUAAUUUCAUGUGCAACAGCAGUUGUGUUGGAGGAAUGAACCGCAGGCCAAUCCUCAUCAUCAUCACGCUGGAGACACGAGACGGUCAGGUUCUCGGUAGGCGCUCAUUUGAGGGACGGAUUUGUGCUUGUCCGGGUCGCGACCGAAAAGCAGACGAAGACCAUUUCAGGGAGCAACAGGCUCUAAACGAGAGCGUGGCCAAAAAUGGAAAUGCCAAUAAACGAAAUUUCAAACAGACUCCAACCAAUAUUACAGGCCCUUCCAUCAACAUCAAGAAGAGGAGGCACGGAGAAGAGGAGAUGUAUUACAUACCAGUGCGCGGCCGGGAAAACUUUGACAUCCUGAUGAAGAUAAAGGACAGUUUGGAGCUUGUAGAGUUUGUCCCACAACAGUUAGUGGAUUCAUACAGACAACAACAACAGCAGCUCCUCCAGAGACAAAAUCAUGUCGCCUCUCCGUCUUCAUACGGGACACUCAAUAACAUGAAUAAGAUUCACGGGCCAAUAAGCAAACUGCCCUCAGUGAAUCAGCUCGUGACACAACAGACCCAGCAGAGCGCAGGACCCUCCGCAUCUUUAUCACAUAUGGGUGCGAACAUGUUGGGAGGACACCACAUGCAGUCUAACGGCGAUGUGAAUGGCGCUCACCAGUCCCAGUCUAUAGUGUCCACCUCUCACUGUACCCCUCCCCCACCUUACAACCCCGACCCCAGCCUCGUCAGUUUCUUAACCAGCCUGGGCUGCCAAAACUGUAUCGACUACUUCACGUCUCAGGGACUCCAGAGUGUGUACCACCUUCAGACUCUUACUAUGGAGGACCUUGGGGCCCUGAAGAUUCCUGAGCAGUUCCGGCUGGCGAUCUGGAGGGGUCUGCAGGAGAUGAAGCAGGGCCAUGAUUAUGGCCAGCAGCUGAUCCGCUCCAGCAGUAACAUGGCCACCAUGGCCAUCGGCCCCAGCGGAGAACUGCAACGGCAGCGCGUCAUGGAGGCCGUGCACUUCAGAGUCCGCCAUACCAUCACCAUCCCCAACCGCGGACCGGCCAACGGACCCGAGGAAUGGCCCGACUUCGGCUUUGACAUGCCCGACUGCAGGUUACACAAACACUCCAUUAAAGAGGAGUUUGCCGAAGGCGACGUUCACUGAGAAGAGCCGGCUUUUUUCCCCACACGCAUUACUAUAUUGUACGUAUUGGGUCAUUGAAACUGCAGCAGACGGUUUAUAUUUUCAAUAUAGUAGCACUUCUGUACUUUUUAGUUCCAGACAAAACAUUUUAUUUGAUUGUCAUUCGUGGCCUUACGCUAAUAUUACAAUCACUAACAACAACAAAACAGUCAAUUUAAAGUCACUGAUUAAAAACAACGAUAUUGGUGGUAUGUAGAUUUUUGAAUGGGUAGAAGCCGUGUGACAUUUCAGAAUAUUGCCUUAUUUAUUAUUUGGCUUGGUGUAAAUAAUAUUUGUGCAAUUGUGUAUGAUAUUGACGCAUGUAUGUUCGAAACAAGUGUGAAGUUGUGGAUUAAGUAAAUGCUUUGACUUAUGAAUCAUGCUGUAUAUUUGCAGAUCUUGAUAAGCGCGAGUUUAUCGAAGCCAUAUGUGUGUGACUUGAUCAAAAGGCAUUGUGUAGUUGAAUUAUUCUCUCGUUACAAUAUGUCAUAAUUUAUGUGUGAUUCAUCAUUCAGGAGUUUUACAAUGAAAAGAGACAUUCGGAAGUGGGACUCGACCACAGGAUAAAAAAAUAAAUCAAACUUUUAAUUUAAAUUCAAAUUUUAGAUUUUAAAAAUUGGCUGAAUGUUUAUCUUGCAAUAUAACAUGUGGAACAGACAGAUUUCUCACAAUUCUGUUAAUUGUUUAAAAAAAUAAAACGAUUUAUUUAAAUUAAAUAAUAUACAGUGGUCCCUCAUAAAUCAUGAGAGUUACGUUCUUAAAAUAACUCGCAAUAGGCAAAAUCCGUAAAGUAGUCUACUUUAUUGUUUCACUUAUUACAUGUUUUAAGGCUGUAAAACCGAAUGUAACAAACCGAUAAUUGAUUUAUUCUGUAAUGGUGCCCUACAUCCACGUAACUUCAACCUGUCCUUUAGCAUAUAUAGAAGUCCAACAUUUUGUGCGAUGGUUAGCAUCUUUCUUUGCCUAUUGGGGGCUAACGCAGGUGCCUUUGUGGGUGCAGAACAAUCGUCAAUAUUAUGGGGUUUGUUGCAAACACAGUCCAGCACUUUAAUUCACGAAUCUGUGAAUCUGGCAAGCUAAACGCAUUCUGUACUGUACAGAAGACACAGCACGGAGGAGAUUGACUGACAUUGGUCUACAGCCAAUCAGGACGCAGAACACAAUACCCUAAUUACGACGCAGAACACAAUGUGCAGUGAAAAAAGCAUGUCAAAAUGCCACCCAAAAAAUUUUAAACUGUGAGGCCUCGAAAGGUAAACCGCGUUAUAGCGAGGGACCACUGUACUUUUAAAAUAAAUAAAUAGUCACAGUUUUGAGAUUUCACGUUAUUUCUUUCAAUUAUAAUUCUCAUUAUGUAAUUAUAUUCAUAGGCUUCCUUGCGAUUUUGAGUUUUCGUUUCACAACUCUGACUUUUUGUUUAGAAUUUCGACUUUAUUUCUUUCAAUUGGGAGUUUAUUUUGCAGUUUUGGGUUUGCUUCUUACAAUUCGACCUUUAUUUUUUGCGAUUAUGACUAUUUUCACAGUGUAUUUCACAAUUUUGAGCUUUUUUUAGAAUUUAAUUUUAUUUCUUGCAAUUUUGUUUUAAGGGCUAUUUUAGGACAGUGUUUCUCAACCACGUUCCUGAAGGACAACCGACCCUGCAUGCUUUGGAUGUCUCUUUUGUCACACCUAUUACAGGUCUUUCAGACCCCAUUUACACCAUUUGUUUUAGUUUAAAACGCAUAACUUUUGCUACGGUUACACCUUCCGUCAAUUCUACCCCAGAGUUUUCGAAGCCCCAAAAACGGAGCAUUUCGGAAAUGCUGAAGAGGCCGUUUUCUUUUAAAAACACUGCUGCUCCAUGUCAGUGUGGAUGGAGAAUAUUAUAAUAAAUAUUACCAUCUCUUUUGCUGAACAUCAAAUUUAAUAAAUAAUAAUGGCCAUUAUAAAAGUAAUGUACAAUAAGUUUACACAAUAUCUAAUGUGUCCUUAGAUAGAGACAAGAUGAAUUAAAUAUCACGUUUAUCAACUAUAGUGAGAUGAGAUCCAGCGGUAGAUCCUUGAUGAGCUGUCCGACGUGUGCUGCUCUCACCUGGGUAGUUGUGCUCAAAGCACCCAUUGACUGCCUGGAGCUCAGACCUGUGCAUAUGCUGUAGCGCAUGUCAGAGUGUGUGUGGUCUUGUGAUUUGCGUUUUCAGCAGUGUUGUGUAGACGGAGAGUUGUUCAGAAACUCUGGGUGAAAUUCCAGUGUGGACCCGGAUCGUUUUCAUUCUAAAAAUUAUUAAAAUGUUUUAGGGAAAACUCACACUAUGCUAUCCGAACCGUGCC